AUGAACAACAUCAACCUCGACUCGGCCAAGGACACGUUGUGCAAAAACAUACUCAUCUACGGGUACUGCAAGUUCGAGAACAAAGGGUGUGCGUUCAACCACACCCAGCCCCCACCCCCGACUCCCCAGGUGACCGCGACGAUGGCGCCUGAUGGCAAGCGCAAAUUCAACCUCAACACCCCCAGCUUCCAGCCGGGGGUGGCCCCGGGGGCGCCGUAUAGCCCCGGAAGUAAAGACGCCGCCGCCCCCCUCGCCAGUGGCGCCAGCGCCGCCGAUGGCGGUGGCGCCGACAUUGGCGCCCGCGACCACGACGCCCACGCGGCCAGCGCCCACGCUAGCGCCAACAGCGCCCACGCUAGCGCCAACAGCGCCAACAGCGCCGGCGCCGGCGGCGCCAACAUCAAUGCCGCGGCGCUGGCGUUGAAAAAGUUCAAUGUGCUGACGCCGCUGUUCACGCCGCUGACCAAUCUCUACGGCGGGGGCGCGACGCUGGCGACGCCGCCGCCGCAACAGGUGACGCCGACUCCCGGGCUGCCCAACCCGUACUCGAUGGCGGGGGAGAUGUAUUUUGGCGGCCACCCCGGCGCCGGGGCCGGCUACCCGUUGCAGUACCACCUCUACGCGCCGGCGCCGCCGCCGCGCCUACAGAUGGCGCUCCCGCCGUACGAGACGAGCGCCAGCGCCAUGUUCAUUGCCAACGACUUGCGCCAGGAGUUGCAGCGGCGCAACGAGGCGACGCUCCAGACGAUCCCGCGGCUGGCGCUCCCCGAGCACGUGCAUGUGUAUCACCUGUUGGUGCCGAUCGACCGGAGUUACGACGCGCUGCUGAAGACGUGGCGCGUGGCGCUGACGGUGUACAAGCUGUUUCUGAACGUCGACGGCAACCCCUACGCGUUGCGCCGGCUCGACUUACCCUUUGACAUCGUCGACGACGGGCCCCUCAAGUUCGUGAAAAAGUGGCGCGGCGUCAAGAACGCCAACGUCGUCCACGUCCACGACGCGUUCACGUCGUACGCGUUUGGUGGCGAGAGGCCGCAGCUCAUCGUCGCUUACGACUACUACCCGAACUCGCUGACGCUCUGGGAACACCACAAGCGGCUGGUGGGGCGCAGCGACCCGGUGACCGAGGAAACGUUGUGGGUGUACCUUGUCCAGCUUGUCAACGCCCUCCAGGCGAUCCACAGCCACGAGUUAGCGGCACGCCUGCUGAUGGAGGUCCACAAGAUUAUCGUCACCCUGAAAAACCGAGUGAGACUCGCCGGUUGCGGUAUCGCCGAUAUCUUGGCUGCCGGCACUUCCGGCACUUCCGACAAAAGUUCCGACACUGCUGCCGACACCAGUGCCGACGCGAAUCUCGUCACCUCUAAGGACACCAUUCGCUACUUACAACGACGCGACAUCGAACGUCUUGGCAGGGUGCUUUUGGACUUGUGUUCGCUCACGUUGCCGCCGGCGCAGCGCAACAACCAGCCGGCGGAGCUCUUGCGGUUGGUGGAGACGCUGGCGCCGGGCCACUUCAGCCGCGAGUUUUUGCAGGUGCUCACCACGCUCAACACGUCGCUGGACGACGUCCCCGAGUUCGACUUGGCGGCGUUCACCCAGCGGCACUUGACGCUGAAAAUGAUGGGCGUGAUCAACGCCCUCGAAGACCAGGCCGAUUAUGCCGAAAGUCAGCUCACGCUGGAGCUUGAGAACGCCAGACUUUUCCGGUUGAUGGCUAAGCUCAAUUUCGUCAUCGACCGCCCCGAGCAGAAGGACUGGCUGGAGAACGGGCCCAAGUACAUCGUCAAAUUGUUCCGCGACUACAUCUUCUUCCAGUACGACGAGUUCGGCAAGCCCGUCGUCGACUUGGCGCGGGUGCUCACCAACUUGAACAAGCUCGACGCCGGCAUCGACGAGAAGUUCUUGUUGGUGAGCCGCGACGAGAAGAACUGUAUCAUUGUCAGCUACAAGGAGAUCCGCGACACCAUCGACUCGCUCUUCCGCAACUUGACCCGUGACUAG
Molecule: messenger RNA, 2004 nt
Organism: Diutina rugosa
Lineage: Eukaryota; Fungi; Ascomycota; Pichiomycetes; Serinales; Debaryomycetaceae
Gene: PAN3
Product: Pan3p
Exons: 1
Coding region: 1-2004 (667 amino acids)
Biological process (GO): protein phosphorylation; mRNA processing; nuclear-transcribed mRNA poly(A) tail shortening
Cellular component (GO): P-body; PAN complex
Molecular function (GO): protein kinase activity; poly(A) binding; ATP binding
Source: RefSeq, a predicted model, not a curated record